GCGGCUGCAGCGGCGGCCCGGACUGGAGGAAGUGUGCAGGGGGGAUGAGCAGCAGAACAGCAGCAGAUCAGGAACCGAACUCAGGCUUCCAUUUUAUCACCGACACCCUCUGAAAGGGAGAGGAUUGGGUCCAGCUGAUCACAUUCCAGCAGAAGAAAAUGAGCCUUUCAGCCUGCACUAAGCCUGUUUGACGGGCUGAGGGCUCUCUGGCCAGGACUUUACCCACUACUCUUUCUGCAGCUUCGACUGACAAAGGGACAGAACCGAAGUGCUUGCUUUCCGUUCUAAAAGGAAGAUCCAAGAUUCAAGAUGGAGGAGGGAUAUGAACUCGACCUGACUUACAUCACAGAGCGAAUCAUUGCUGUGUCCUUCCCCCGGGGCUGCACAGAGGAGAUCUACUCUCACAAUCUGAAGGAUGUCACUCGAAUGCUCAAGUCCAAGCAUGCCGAUAAUUACCUGAUUAUCAACCUGUCAGAGAAAAGACAUGAUCUCACUAGAAUGAACCCCAAGACUCUGGAUACAGGCUGGCCUGACAUGCACGCUCCACCCCUGGAUAAGAUCUGCACCAUCUGUAAGGCCAUGGAGAGCUGGCUCAAUGCUGACCCCCUUCAUGUGGUGGUUAUACACUGCAGGGGCGGCAAGGGUCGAAUUGGUGUUGUCAUCUCAUCCUUUGUGCAUUUCACCGACAUAUCAGCCAGUGCUGAUCAGGCGUUGGACCGCUUUGCGAUGAGGAAAUACUACGAUGAUAAGGUCUCAGCUUUGAUGACACCCUCGCAGAAACGGUAUGUUUGGAUCCUCAACAGUCUUCUAAGUGGAUCCAUGAAGAUCAACGCCUCACCCUUGUUCCUGCACUGCGUCAUUCUACACGGGAUCCCAAACUUCGACGCCACUGGAGUGUGUCGUCCAUACAUCAAGGUUUACCAGGGAAUGCAAGCAGUGUAUUCAUCUGGAAUCUAUCACAUUGGUCCGGGCCACAGAGACCGUGUAUGCAUCACCCUGGAGCCUGCCCAGCUUCUAAAAGGAGACAUUAUGAUUAAAUGCUAUCACAAGAGUGAUAUAACGUCAGAACGUGAAGUUAUUUUCCGGAUGCAGUUCCACACGGGAGCAGUGCAGGGCUACAACCUGAUGUUUGAAAAAGAGGACAUGGAGACUGCCAACAAAGAUCCCAGAUUUGCAGAUUAUGGUAAAGUAGAGCUGGUGUUCUCGGAGGGACCAGAGAAAAUCCAAGGUGCCGACAGGUGGCAGAAUGGGGCGGAUGUUAUUGUGGACUACAACACAGCAGAUCCUCUAAUCCGCUGGGACUCCUACCAGAACAUCUGUGAUGUUGAAGCACCACGCUCUCAAGGCCUAACCCAGGACAAGGCGGCUAACAAGAGGAACCCUAGCGGAGGAGAGGCGACGCUGGGCAGAGGGGCCCGCACGACCUCCGCCACAUCCAGCCCAGACCACAGCGACCACGCCCUCUCUGUCAGCAGUGACUCAGGCCUGUCUAGCACUUCUCUGUGGGCGGACAGACCCACACCUGUACCUGCCAAUACCAACACCAACACCAUAAGGCCUAACCAGGGCCCCAGCCAGCAGGAAAGGGUCCAGCUAAAGCGCCUUUUGAGCGGCUUUGGUCUCGAGGACACCUCACUGGAGGAGAUGGGUGAUCAAGGCCCCAGAGUGGCCAUCCAGCAGAUAGUCCCAGCCCAGGUGCACAUAAACGGAGACACCAGACCCCGAGAGAGGGAAACGGACAUCCUGGAUGAUGAGGUCAUUACAGGUCACGAUCUGCACAGUGUGGACAGUUUAGGGACCUUGUCGUCCUCCUGCCACAAGAGCAGCCAGAACUCCCUGCUGUCAGAUGGCUUCGGGAGUCCUGGAGGAGAGGAGCAGCAAAACCAAAUCCAGCACCACCUCCACCACCCUGCCCCCCCUCACAUGGAGGAAUAUGAGAGAGCCUAUGCUGAGACUAAAAGGGGCUGUCUGAGCACCAGGAGCAACUCUGUGGCCUCCGCUAAUCCCAGCAGUGCUCCCAUGCCCAAGCAGCAUGUCUACAGACAGGGAAGCUAUUCCACACAGUCCUGGGUUCGCCAGCAGCAGAUGGUUGCUGCACAACAAUUUAUCUACAUGCCUGAGAAUGGAAACGAUACGGAAAGAUACCAAGGGAACAAGCAAGGGAGCAGUUUACCCAAAGCUAGCCUGCCAACUGAAAAACAGGGCCCUACCAGGGACAUGGCAACAGAUGCUCUGAGAAACAGUGUGCCACACAAGGAGCAAGCUACGAUGAACAAUAAUAACAACAACAAACGGGACGAGGAAUUCAAAUCUCUAACGAUAGACAUUGACAACUCCAUCGACCAGCUCAACCAGCUGAUCAUGGACCUGGAUCCCACAUUUCUGCCGAAAUCGAACAAUGGAGGCUCCAUAAAGAGGAACGGUGGGACGCCAGCAAGCGGCUCCGUGUCCAAAUUGUCGAACGGUAUCAAUCUCAGACUCAACGAUAAUACCACAGCAACUGUGAAAAACACACAGCAGACAGGUAAGACAGUCAGACAGUCUGGUCCAGUGAGGGGCCGGGGGGGCGUCACGCGCAGUCUGAGUCGCCAAGGAAGUGAUGUCACGGAUCACCCAGUGUUCUGUAACUCGGGCUGGGGUGUAACAGAGGAGUACCGGGGCCAGCGGACGUACUCACCCUGUGUGCCACCAUCCCAGCACUCCAUGUUGUACAGGUCUGACAGUGCUGACUACAGGGCCCAGGUCCCAGACAUGGACAGCGGGGUAGAGGCAGGAAGUGACAUGACUCCACCCACUCCUGCAUUCCCUAUCUCUCCGCCAACACCUUAUGUGAAAAGUAUGUCAGAAUUUAACCAUCUCAGGCAAACACCGUCUCCUAGCAUGCAGUCGUAUGGAGGCUACAGAACAGAAAACGAACCCCGGGGAUACCCAGAGAUGAUCAGUCAUGUUGGAGUGGACAGUUUAACGGACCCCUCCAUCAACUGCCACAGGACGCUAAGUGCUACACACUCUGCCUCUAUUGUUGGGACCAGCCUUCAGUGGACAGACAGUUCAUCCACGAACCAAUCCUGGCCAGAGCAUCCCGUCCUGAGCCGCCACUCGUCUCUGAGCAGCUACCCAGUUAACAGACAACCACCGCUGCACGCCAUGUCACUGGACUAUGGUCACCACUCUCCCCCCCUGCACCACCCCCACAUCCACCCCGCCCCCAACGCCCACAGCUCUCCUCGAAGCAUCCAGAGAAGCCGAAUGGCUCGCUAUGCUCACAGCCGCAGUCCAGCUCAAAGCUUUGACGAGCACGAUGACUUGGCUCUCGGGUAUGUCACGGACUGUCCAAACACCACCUCCAGUCUGCUUGGAAAUGGAAGCAUGGAUAUGGAAAUGUUGACCUCCAUGGAUGGGCAAAAUCUGUUACAGCUGCCCCAGAUCCAGCCUCCUCUUCUGCCUGAGAAGAAGAGGGUGUCAGAUGGGGAGCAUUCGCUAGGGACUGCUUCUCCAGCCCUCAGUGGGUUCUCGAGUCCCCACAGUGGGAGCUCCCUGAGUAUUCCCUUCCCAAACGUUUUGCCUGAACUCGCUGCUCAGACGCUGGGCACAUCCUCACCUCUGCCAGAUGUACUGGCCAGCAAGCAGGUUACUGUAAAAUUUGUGCAGGACACAUCAAAAUUCUGGUACAAGCCAGAUAUCUCAAGGGAUCAAGCCAUUUCAGUCUUGAAGGACAAGGAGCCUGGUUGCUUCAUUGUCCGGGACAGCCAUUCCUUCAGAGGGGCUUAUGGACUGGCAAUGAAGGUUGCUACCCCCCCACCCUCAGUUCUCCAACAGACCAAGAAAGGAGGCGAUCUAUCCAGUGAAUUAGUACGCCACUUCCUGAUUGAGUGUACACAGAAAGGUGUGCGGCUGAAGGGUUGCCCCAAUGAGCCCUAUUUUGGAAGCUUAACCGCGCUAGUCUGCCAACAUUCAAUCACCCCCUUGGCCCUUCCCUGCAAACUUAUCAUACCUGACAGAGAUCCGCUUGAAGAUGUUGUGGAGACUAGCUCACAAUCUGUCACCAACUCUGCGGCUGAGCUGCUUAAACAGGGUGCAGCCUGUAAUGUGUGGUACCUUGGCUCCGUGGAGAUGGAGUCACUAACAGGCGUCCAGGCGGUGCAGAAAGCCACCAGUAUGUCCCUGAGCUCCAACCCUCCACCAACCUCCACUGUCGUUCACUUCAAGGUGUCUUCACAGGGAAUCACCCUCACUGACAACCAGAGGAAGCUGUUCUUCAGGAGGCAUUACAAUGUGAAUACUGUCAUAUUUUGUGCUUUGGACCCUCAAGAUAGAAAGUGGAAAAAAGAUGGCUGCACUUCAGCAAAGGUUUUUGGCUUUGUGGCGAGGAAAUCUGGCACUUCCAUGGACAAUGUGUGUCACCUGUUUGCAGAGCAUGACCCUGAGCAACCAGCAAGCGCCAUCGUCAACUUUGUAUCCAAAGUGAUGAUUGGCUCGCAGAAGAGUAAGUAGGACUGCUUCGGACCAAGCUGAUCACUUAGACAUACUUUUACUAAGAGUGGAAACAAGAAAGACUGAAUGGCUGAACAUAGGGACAAAAUGUAAAGGUCUGAGGGAUUUUAACUGGAUAUUAGAUACAUAUUGGUUACCUUCAAGCACCAGGACAUUUAAUAACAUAUUUCAAAUACAAAUCCAUUCUAUGGUUAUUUUGCAUUCCUGUACAAUGAACUGUAAAUUAGAAAACAACUAAAUCAUAAGAAAUGUCUAUCCAUUACAACUGUGCGAUACAGUUAGAUAUAUUUUCUUAACAUAUUUUAAGGACAUAACGCACAUUCCACAAAGGCUGCCUCUGUUAUUUGUGCAUCACCUUUUUUAUGGACAGAUCAAGAAAACCGUACCUUGUUGCAUGUAUUUUUGUUUUUUAAUAUUUAACCAAAACAAACUUCAUUUAAGCUAUUAACAUUCUCUUUGCCGCAUCAGUCCAGCAUGCAGUAUUGUGUUGUGUAGAGUUUAAAAUGUGGAAAAGCAGUGCAGCAAAAAAGGAAUCAUUUAGAUUUGGGACAGGCUAUGUCUCAUACAGGAUGAACCUUUUUAUCUAUGCAAUGUUGAUUUUAAUUUUUUAACCUCAGCCUUCUGUACAUGCACAGCAUGUAUGUGGCUUCUCUGAAUCUGUUAAAUAGCUGUCUUCGUAGGAUGUAUGUGAAUAUGACCACUUUUAAAGCUGUCUACUACAUUUUUAUGAACGUGUGUUUGUUUUGAAACGAGAGAAACCAUAGAAAAUAUUUUAAUUAAACCCUAAUAUAUAUUGAUUUGAUAUAAGUUGGUUGAAAACUCAUCAGUACUCUGCAUAGACGAUAGUAUGAGUGGCAUUCCACACACAGCUGCCAAUUGUUUUACUUUUUUUCGCUCAUGGCCAGUAACAGCACUGCAGUGUUUCAGUAUCCCUGAUUUCUGUACAAUACAACCUUUGAACCUAUACACAAAUGCAUAUGCUAUACAGGGCAAACAAAUGCUGCAAUUGUCUGUGUGGGAUUUUACAGUUUCUUAAAAUAAAGAAAAGAUCUUGGUUAGAAAUUCACAAAUCAAUUUAGGAUUUGACCAUUGUCAGCGACAUUACACAAUAUAUUUGCUCUGGGACCAAGAAGAUGAAGCUUGGCUAAAGCCUUUUAUUUUACUAGUUGAAAGCUUGUUGACAUUGUGUUGAGAUGUGAUGAUGACCAUACAACUUUAUUCCUUUCAACUUUUUGUGUUUGGAAGCCAUUUUAUCGAAAGAGGGACCUACGGCCAAAAUAAAGCUCUGUUGGUGUUCCUUCAUUGUUUAUGUACACAUUUGUAAUCUUGUUAUCUAUUAUCUGUACCUCAUACUUAUUUCAUUCGAUACUGUGCCUCUGUGUUUAACAUGCUAAUUGUGAACGGUUUAUUUGUAUAUUGAAAAUGCAUUGUUUUUUGUGUUCUGUAAAUAAACAAAAUUAAACACGUA
Messenger RNA from Eleginops maclovinus (Patagonian blennie), 5962 nucleotides. RefSeq names its product tensin-3-like. The record is from RefSeq and is a predicted model, not a curated record. NCBI's taxonomy places the organism in Eukaryota, Metazoa, Chordata, Actinopteri, Perciformes, Eleginopidae. Gene Ontology annotation, molecular function: protein binding. Gene Ontology annotation, biological process: dephosphorylation. The coding region runs from base 310 to 4494 and encodes 1394 amino acids. The transcript has 27 exons. Gene Ontology annotation, cellular component: focal adhesion.